CUCUCCUAUGUCUCUCACUCUCUAUCCAAACAAUUAAAAAAAAAAGGUCCAUAAAGAAGAAAAAAAAAGACAAGUUCCGGAAAACAACGCAGCAUCGCCGUCGUCGUACCAAGAAUCUUUAAUUUUUUUUGGUAUCUCAACCUUUGAUUCUUCGAAUUUAUUCGGUUUUGGAAUCGAGAAAGAAAUGGAUUCUGAUUCAUGGAGUGAUCGUCUCGCAUCGGCUUCACGAAGAUACCAGCUCGAUUUCUUGUCUCGAUCUGAUAACUUCUUGGGGUUUGAGGAGGUAGAGGGAGAAGAUGAGUUCAGGGAAGAGUAUGCUUGCCCCUUCUGCUCUGACUACUUUGAUAUCGUCUCUCUCUGCUGCCACAUAGACGAAGAUCAUCCCACUGAAACAAUCAAUGGGGUAUGUCCCGUUUGUGCGGUGAAAGUGAGCUCUGAUAUGGUUGCUCAUAUAACUCUUCAACAUGCAAAUAUGUUCAAGGUGACAACGAGAAAAAGAAAAUCAAGAAGAGGCGGGGUUCAAUCCAUGUUAUCAAUCUUGAAGAGAGAGUUUCCUGAUGGAAACUUCCAGAGCUUGUUUGAAGGAUCUUCACGUGUUGUUGUACCUUCUUCUUCCUCCAGUAUAGCUGCUGACCCUUUGCUGUCUUCCUUCAUUUCUCCGAUGGCGGAUGGACUUUUCAUUUCAGAGACGAGUUCUGCCAAAAAGACAUCAAACCAGAGUUUGCCUGAACGGAGUGUUGAGAAGAAGUCGCUUUCUGCAGAGGAUCACAGAGAAAAGUUGAAACAGAGCGAGUUCGUUCAAGGGGUUUUCUGCUCAAUGAUUCUUGAUGAUGAUUUAUAAAGGAGAGAAAAAAAUAACUUUGUCUACAAGUAUUAUUAGAUCAUUCAACUGUUGGAACAAAUUUAAUGGAGUUGUUGUUUGUUUUCAACAAGUGAUAUGGUGGGAUAACCAAGAAUAAUGUUAGAGAAGCUUUGUAUUGAAGAGUCAAAAGAGAUACAUGAAUAAUGAGUAUUAUUUAUCUUAUUGAACACAUUCUUUUC
Messenger RNA from Raphanus sativus (radish), 1041 nucleotides. Its product is annotated as protein DEHYDRATION-INDUCED 19 homolog 6. Bases 185 to 841 code for a protein of 218 amino acids. NCBI's taxonomy places the organism in Eukaryota, Viridiplantae, Streptophyta, Magnoliopsida, Brassicales, Brassicaceae. The record is from RefSeq and is a predicted model, not a curated record. The transcript is spliced from 5 exons.